Molecule: messenger RNA, 1767 nt
Organism: Chaetomium fimeti
Lineage: Eukaryota; Fungi; Ascomycota; Sordariomycetes; Sordariales; Chaetomiaceae
Exons: 2
Coding region: 395-1489 (364 amino acids)
Molecular function (GO): oxidoreductase activity, acting on the CH-OH group of donors, NAD or NADP as acceptor
Source: RefSeq, a predicted model, not a curated record
AGAACCUGACGGUCCCCCAUUGCUGUCAGGUUUCUGCCCUUUCGGUGCAGUUUUGGAGUCGCUAUUGAGGGGAUUUGGUACCUUUGACGUACCCUGAAACCCGACACGCCCACUUACACGGAAUCCUCACCUCCCUUUGUUCCGGGACACCCCCCAGAACCACCAACACCGCACUAUCAACUGUGUGGUCAACCCCUCACGAUCGUGCAAAUUUGGAAAGGUCUCGCCUUUUCAUCCCGACCGGCCAUUUGAUUUUUUGGCUCACGCCAACAAAUCCCAACCGAUCUCAUCCCCGCCGUUCUCGCCCUCUGCUGAGAUUGAUUCUCAAGUCAAUCAGCAACCACAUCCUCGCCCCGGUUCCAAUCGUUCAAAUUAAUCACAACAAACCAUCACAAUGGCUUUUGCUGCACGCGCCACCCGCCUGGCCCCGCGCUUUGCGGCCAUCUCUCGCCCUGCCGUCCCCCGUGCCGGUGUUUCCAUCGCCCAGCGCGCCGCCUUCUCUGGCUCGGCCCGCCUCAUGAAAUCCGAGGUCAUUAAGGAGACCGAGGUUCCCGUCACCGUGUACAGCCCCGACCACAAGGGCAUUGCCACUGGCAACUCAGACCACUUCAACAUUCCCGUCAAGAACAGUGCCGCUAGCCCCGAGGCCAUUGCCGAGGAGGAGGAGGCUGUUCAGCCUCUGGACGACCAGGUCUACAAGCAGAUGCCCCGUACUCUCCAAAAGAUGAGCGUUCACGGCAAGGUCAUCAUCAUCACUGGUGGUGCCCGUGGUCUCGGUAACCACAUGGCUCGUGCCUGCGCCGAGGCCGGUGCCAAGGCUAUCGCCAUCUUCGAUGCCAACCAGGACCUUGGUGACGAGUCUGCUGCUGAGCUGCACCAGAAGACUGGCCUCCCGGUCUCGUUCUUCAAGGUCGAUGUCCGUGAUGGCAGCGCUAUUGACGCUGCUGUCCAGAACGUCGUUGACAUUUACGGCGCCCCUGACGUCCUUGUCAACUCGGCCGGUAUCGCCGACUCCAACAUCAAGGCCGAGACCUACGACCCGGCCAUGUUCCGCCGCCUGAUCGACAUCAACCUGACUGGUUCCUUCCUCAUGUCCCAGUCUGUCGGCCGCGCCAUGAUGGCUGCCGGCAAGACGGGCUCCAUCAUCCUGGUUGCCUCCAUGUCUGGCUCCAUCGUCAACUACCCCCAGGAGCAGUCCUGCUACAACGCCUCCAAGGCUGGUGUUAUCCAGCUCGGCAAGUCCCUCGGUGCUGAGUGGGCCAAGCACGGCAUCCGUGUCAACUGCAUCUCGCCCGGCUACAUGGACACUGCCCUGAACAAGGUCCCCGCCCUGGACGCCCAGAAGAAGAUCUGGAAGUCGCUCACUCCUCAGGACCGCCUCGGUGCCGUCGACGACCUCAACGGUCUCUGCGUCUUCCUGGCUUCUGACGCCUCCGGCUUCAUGACCGGCUCCAACGUCAUCAUUGACGGUGGCUACACGCUUUACUAAAGCGUUACAUAUGGGACACGGGAUUGGCAUUCAUGGCUAUGCGGGAUACCCUAUAGACGGCUUACUGGAUUUGGUGGUUUCGCACAUGGGAGGGAGGAUACAGCGAUUUAAUGGAUCUCGGGAAGGGUGACUGGUUGUGGCAGCCAUGACCUUACUAUUUUCGGGUUUUUCAUCUUCUAGCUGGUGCUUGAUUUCACUUGGCUUCUGGGUUGGCGGCGUACGGCGAGGUUCCCGAAGGAACGCUUCCUUCGGUCAUGGCGGGGAACAUAAAACUGGUU